CUGGAGGAAAAACGGCCGAUUGCAUAACUUUCAGCGGUUGUUGUUCACUAAUCAGCGAAGAAAUGCUGCUUAGCUGAGCAUAGCAGGGCUUAGCGCAAUGCACAAUGGCCCGCAAUGGCCGCAAUAUGCCGCAAGCCGUUGUUCUCCCGAAAGAGGCUUGGAUGCCUUUAAUAUCGACUUGUCAGCAUAUGUCAAUACGAAAAUUCGCUUUGAGGAUAUACGAUUUUUUGAGAUCUUUUUUGGCUAUGGCCGAUCAGACGAUACAGCAAACGCAACGACGACCUCACGGCGUGGCUUGUACGCCAUGUCGACGGGCGAAAAUGAAGUGUGUGACUUCGAAUCCGGCAUCUGUUGUUUGUGAUCGGUGUCAAAGACUGGGGAGGCAGUGUGUUUUUGAGUCACACCGCAGGGGCCUCUGGAGGAGAGAUAUGUCAGGGAGAAGGUGAGUGAAAUGUGUACGGUGAAAUCACGUAGUUAACAUUC
Messenger RNA from Fusarium redolens, 483 nucleotides. RefSeq lists its product as uncharacterized. Gene Ontology annotation, molecular function: zinc ion binding; DNA-binding transcription factor activity, RNA polymerase II-specific; transcription cis-regulatory region binding. Gene Ontology annotation, cellular component: nucleus. The transcript has 2 exons. The record is from RefSeq and is a predicted model, not a curated record. The coding region runs from base 105 to 446 and encodes 113 amino acids. Gene Ontology annotation, biological process: regulation of DNA-templated transcription. NCBI's taxonomy places the organism in Eukaryota, Fungi, Ascomycota, Sordariomycetes, Hypocreales, Nectriaceae.